AUGGUCGACACCUCGACCACCACCUCACUCGCGGCCACCGUGCCAAGCCUGUCAUAUGUCCAGAAAAUGUUCAGUCUGACACAAAUCCUGGAUGUCGAGUUCGACACAGUUGCACCUGCUCCACUUCCGCAGGAUCUCAGUAUAUCACCCCGAUCUAUCGUGUGA
This is a messenger RNA of Penicillium salamii, 165 nucleotides long. NCBI's taxonomy places the organism in Eukaryota, Fungi, Ascomycota, Eurotiomycetes, Eurotiales, Aspergillaceae. The record is from the annotation of a GenBank genome assembly.